Saccostrea echinata is the source of this 1648-nucleotide messenger RNA. Its product is annotated as E3 ubiquitin-protein ligase MARCHF8-like. Gene Ontology annotation, molecular function: zinc ion binding; ubiquitin-protein transferase activity. Gene Ontology annotation, biological process: protein ubiquitination. The record is from RefSeq and is a predicted model, not a curated record. Lineage: Eukaryota; Metazoa; Mollusca; Bivalvia; Ostreida; Ostreidae. The transcript has 4 exons. Bases 134 to 1540 code for a protein of 468 amino acids.
GACGAUAAAAACAACAGAUAAAGUAUGUUACUAACAGGCUUGCAUAUGUUUUUGUCAAGGAAAAGACUAAAUUGGUAAAUUUGGCAGGUUUAAAUCUUGUGACUAGUUUCCGCGCGUCACUACUCUCAAUGAUAUGGAAGGUGCUGGGAUAUCAUCUAACGUUACACAUAAUUCCUGCGGUGUUAGCACUUCAUCCAUCCAGUCGUCUCUCCGAAAGGCGCCGUCGUACAGAGCUGCUAAAUUAGACCCAUUAUCACCAUUACAUUUUCAAGGUCAGCGCGGUCAGUAUGAUCCAUAUUCAUACAAGGAAUCUCAGUCAAAGUUGGCGACAAAACUGUCCAAAAAUUCUACUCUGCCAAUAAACGUCGGCAACAGUCCACGACAGCAGAUUUCUAACACAAGCACACAGAUCUUCAGCCUCAACAGCUCAGUGAGUGAGCCUGUAUGUAGGAUAUGUCAUGGGACGUCAAACACAGAGCAGCUUAUGUCCCUCUGUUACUGCGCGGGGUCUAUUGGUCUGAUGCACGUGUCCUGUCUACAGAGAUGGUUAGGUUCCUCUGAUAAGACCCAGUGUGAGCUUUGUCAUUUCAAUUUUGCCAUGGAGAGGAAACCCAAACCAUUUUACAUGUAUUUAUCUAAUCCUGGAACUAAGGGAGACAGAUACCGCCUUGUGUUUGAUAUAGUAUGCUUGUGUCUUUUGUCACCUUCCACGUUAACUGUGGUGUCUCUGUGUAUCUACGGCGCAUCCCUUUACCGCCCCUACAGAGCGGAAUUUGUGGGCCUUUUAGCCCUCGGCAUACUCCUAUUAGUUUUGUUUACCGUCUGGUUGAUGAUAUGCCUACGAAUGAACAUAAAGAAAUGGAAAGAAUGGAAACAGUUUAACCAAAGAGUAAAACUGAAAUGCAGUCCACCAAAGGACGACAACAGAUGUACCCAAAGAUCCUCAGAGGUAGGCUUACAGACCACAGGUAAAACAUCACAGAUGGGGGUGAAGAUAAGCAGUAUAGAAAUCAAAGUGACAACCCAUGGUGAAGACAACAAACCUUUCGCAGCCUCUGAUGAUUUCCAACGGAAGAAACCGCCUGAAAAACGAGGCAUGGCGUCUGUUUUACGACCCAUUCCACCUAUCUCCUAUAACUCACAAUAUUGUCGCACGGAUAGUUCAGUUGUCCCUGAGACUAGACAGAGCCCUGCCAGGUCAGGCGAAAUCUCUAGAGAACAGUGUUCCGGGAACUACAUUUCAUCCUCAUCCUCAUCCAGGGAGAGUGCUUCAUUAGGGCAGCACAAACGUAGGGUGACCCCUGUAUACCAUGGUGUACAUCAUAGCCGGUACUUAAGGACAUCUUCUACAGAGGAAUCACGAUUUCCCGAAUCUCUGUACAGUUCCUCGUCACGAGAAAAUGGCAGUCAGAUAUCUAGCACACCUUACAAUAUGUCAGACACACGGGCCAGAUUAUCAUUCCCAGUACAGGAAGUAAAAGCCCCUGGAUUACAUGACUUUAAUUCGACUAUUGUUUAUCCUGAGGAAAGGUACAUCUAAGUUACUGAGAAAUACUUCUGUACCAAAAUACUCAUUCACCUCUGCAUGUUGUUUGUUUUAUGGUAGUGUGUUUGUUAGCGCAAAUAGAUAAUUAAAUUAUGUAAAGGA